AUGGAGCUCCUCAAACUCACGUACGCUGUUGGAAAGCUUCAAAGCUUGGUUGAUGAACGACACCGGUUGGUCACCAUCUUGCACAUGAAAGCAUCUGUCAACGACACAGUGAAUUUGAAGAAACAGUUGAAUGCUACGCUGGAAUUGUUGAAUGACACGGAAACGGAGUUAGCACAAAGUGAGGAGCCGCAAUUUGAGGAGAUGGCCACUCUGUAUAAUGCGCUGGUCGCGAAGAUACCGGACGACGCGGUGGAUAAGGGCUUAUACAAGUUCACCCCGGUGGGGAGGGCGAGACCCGGGACGGAGACCAAAAAAGUGCGUUUCAAGGAUGACUUGUUGGAGUUUCAGGAACACCCGCAGGACCAGCAGCCGGAGUUCGAACCCUACACGGACGACGUACCGCAACAGGAACAGGAAAGAACCAGGUUGUUCGCAAGCAACGGUGUGCACUCACAGGGUGGGCUCAGCGUGGUUCCGCAACUGUCGAACCAGGACCUUUUCAUACAGCAACAGCAGCAGCUUUUGGAGCAGGACUCCCAUUUGCAAGACUUGUCGCACUCGGUACACCGGGGCCACACGCUGUCAUUGGACAUCAACCACGAAAUGACGGAUCAAAACGAAAGCGUCCUGAGAGAUUUGGAGAGCUUGGUGGAUAAUAGUGGUAGAAAUCUGGACAGAGCGAAGAAGCGACUGCAGAUCUAUGAGAAAACGGCGCGCGAAAACGGACCUUGUCUGAUCAUCGUGAUACUGUCUCUCAUCCUGAUAGUACUGCUGAUAGCCCUAUGA
Molecule: messenger RNA, 786 nt
Organism: Lachancea dasiensis
Lineage: Eukaryota; Fungi; Ascomycota; Saccharomycetes; Saccharomycetales; Saccharomycetaceae
Source: the annotation of a GenBank genome assembly